AUUGUAUCUUGUUCUUUUUAUAUUUUUAAACCUCUGAGGAAGAUCCACACACACACACACUUCUUUUUAAUUUUAUUGUUCACUUUAAGAUCAGGACGUCAAUCAACUUCAAUGGCCGACCGUCCACAACAGCUCCAAUCCCACCCGCAACGCCACUAUAACGGUGGUCCAAAGUCCCAAGGAGGCCCAUCGGCGGCAAAAAUCAUAGCAGUCCUUGGUGGCCUACCCGUGGGCGGCACUUUGCUUGCACUUGCAUGUUUGACGCUCAUCGGCAGUGUCAUUGGGCUUGCUAUCACCAUCCCACUUUUUAUCAUCUGCAGCCCUGUGCUUGUUCCGGCCGCCAUUGUUAUGGGCCUCGCUAUCGCUGGGUUUUUGAGCUCGGGAGCUUUGGGGUUGACAGGGCUAGCAUCGCUAUCCCGGGUCUUCAAUUACGUCCGACAGGCCAUCCGAUCCCUCCCGCAGGAGAUGGACCAGGCAAAGAGGCGCAUGCAAGACAAGACAGGCAAAGAGGCCCAAGAGGGGAGGAGGGCGUGAAAGGCAGGCUAGAGGUUUCAACUUUGAAGGCCUAUCCCUCCGGCGAAAAUCAAAUAAAAAUAAAAAUAAAAAAUAAAAAAUAAAAUAAAAAAGAGGGCUGAGGUGGGAGUAAUGUACCUUCGGAGCGUUUUCUUCCAUAACGUUGAUGUCGGGCUUUUGGGUGCACGUGUUUGUUCUUGCAACAGUAAGCGUGUUUAGAGAUAGAUGAGUUUGGCAUUGGGCUGAGGAACUCUAGAAAUUAAUGUUUUUCUAUGUAUGUUUUGCCUUGGCAGAAAAAUUAAAUUAUGUUAUUUUAAA
Messenger RNA from Carya illinoinensis, 831 nucleotides. RefSeq names its product oleosin 5-like. Lineage: Eukaryota; Viridiplantae; Streptophyta; Magnoliopsida; Fagales; Juglandaceae. The coding region runs from base 112 to 534 and encodes 140 amino acids. The record is from RefSeq and is a predicted model, not a curated record. Gene Ontology annotation, biological process: seed oilbody biogenesis; response to freezing; lipid storage. The transcript has a single exon. Gene Ontology annotation, cellular component: membrane; monolayer-surrounded lipid storage body.